UUGAAAUUUCUCCCGUUAUUUUUUCUAUUUUGUGAAAAAGGUGAAAAUAUACAUGUAACAAUAGACAUCCGCGUUUGUGUUGGUCUAAUGAAUGAUGCGCGUGAAUUGAGAAUCACAGGAUCAUUCACUCUGGUAUAUUCUCUUGUCAUUCGAGUUGAGGUUAAAAGUAGUGAAAGCAGGACACAAAGGACUUAUCAUACCCGACAAAUCAAAUUACUCCCAACAAAAUUAUUUAUCAACGUUUAAACAAUGGAGUGUGAUCCAUCAAUUCCGGAUUUCACAGAGUGCCUGCGUCAAAUUGUGUCAGGUACGCCCGAUGAAGUGCGCCAAGGAUGGAUUAAUCUACGACAACUGGACGAGGAAGUACGGGAAGACAUUGACUUCAGGGAUGUAAUGGGAGUAAUAAGAAUGCCUAUUCGAAGGACCAUAACAAAUGUGGACGAAAUACCAAAGUUGCUGGUGUACUUUUCAACUCUCCUCAAGAGGAAUCCCUUUGAGGGUAAACCCGCUGACAACAAUUACACAGCGUUCCUUCAGAAUACAGCUGGCAAUGACAUAUCACUGCUAGCUGUCAUUGUGAAGGUACUCGACGAGCACGACUCUAUUUAUUUACCCACGUACGCAAGUAACUCCCAGUUCUGCGAGGCCAUUGUCACAUGUCUUGCGGAAAUUCAAAUGCCCACGCAGAGGGAUAAAGUUAGUAAGUUUAAGGACAGUUCCUUGACCAUACAGAAUUACGUUAAAACCAGCUGUGAUCGUUUCGAGGGGCUCCACAAAGACAGCCUGAGAGUCAAAUGUUUGGAGAAACUUUACAACAUAAUUCAAGACUUGGAGAGAAAAUCAUUACCAGGAGCUGCACUUGUUAAUGUCCUCACGCUGAUUGAGGGACCAGAGUCGAUACAGCAGGCAGUCCAGUGGAUUAUUUCAAACCCUCAGAAUGACGAUAAUCUCGAGAGAGCCCUGAAGACACUCUGCACGUGGCUAUCCCAGUGGCUGAAGCAUGAUUGUCUCAGUCUCUGGAUAUCAGCUUUCAUCCAGGGACUCGAGGACAAAAAAAAGUAUUCUGUACUUAACAGGGUCGCUGAAGACUGUCUCAAGAUGACGAUUAAACGGUUACAUAUGCCUAUGGCACAUCAGCACGGUAUGGCACUUGUUUUUCGUUUACUUGGUAAACAGAGUACGCCGGCCUUGUUUCACCGAGUCAUCAAAGACAUUGAACAAGCUUUAAUGAGUUUGAGUAAAGAUUCCACGGACAUUGGGAGAAAAACUACCCAGAGCCUUGUUGAUUGCUGCAAGGCACUGAUGAUGAGAUUCCCUUCUUAUCCGAUUUACGAGACACUCGAGAAGUCUUUGCCAGUUGAACCUAGAAUGGAAAUUGUUAACAGAAUACUCAACGCGCCAUUGUGGGAGGAGGAGACUAGGGAUGAAAUGCAGAAUAUUUUUUUUAUAAAUAAUGGUAAAGUUGGACUCACUAAUUUGGGAAAUACUUGUUACAUGAAUAGUGUGCUGCAGGCACUUGUCAUGACGAGACAGUUUUGCCACGAGGUGAUAAGUUAUAAACCACCAGUGGACACUAACGCCAAUCUCAUACUACGGAAAUUACAAAACUUGUUUGCCCUGUUGUUGUAUUCGAAGAGAAUGUCUUUGUCGCCGACCGAAGUUCUUCAGGCUUCCAGGCCAUCGUAUUUCACCCCGGGACAGCAGCAGGACAGCUCGGAAUUUCUCUGUCAUCUCCUUGACGUCAUGUACGAGCAGGAAAAGUCACACCCGCCACAGUCUGAUGACCUGGAGAUGAAGAUUCUUAAAUCAACGCCGGAGGAACAGGACGUUGAGGAUAUGAAUGUCGAUUCAGAGGGCUGUGGAAUCAAGAGAUGGAUCACAGAGGAGGAUUUGACUGAGGGAACGACGUUGGAGAGGAAGACUCAAUCGUUGGCUGAUUUUAGCGAUGGUGAUGAUUUAGCACAAACCCCUCAACUGAGUGACUCCCACUCAGACUCAACAGACAGUGGAAUUCAAUCAGUAGGCGGUGAAGACUCCUCCACCCCGAACCUAGUGCACCGUGUCUUCGGUGGUGAAUCAAAAAUCACCUACCAAUGUGCCCAAUGCGAUACCAGCUCCCACAACACCGACAAAUUUCGUGACCUGCAGCUCUGCUUCCCCGAGGAGAUCCCCGAGAACCAAGAGGUCUCAGUCCAAGACCUUAUAAACUACUACUUAAUCCCAGAAAAUUUAACGGGCGAUAAUAAGUACCGCUGCGACAAGUGCAUGAAGCUCUGCGACGCCCAGAGGAUCAUAAAACAUUUACGUGCCCCAGCCCAUCUCAUACUCACCCUGAAACACUUUCAUUACGACACUGAGAGUCGUUUGCGCACGAAACUGAGACACAAAGUGAGAUACAACGAAAAAAUUAAACUCGAAGUGUCAACACCAAUGUCAAUCGAGACAGAAACGUAUCAGCUGUAUGCAGCAGUCGUACACUCUGGCUACAGCAUGGAUUAUGGCCAUUAUUUCACCUACGCACGUGACUCGAAGCAAAACUGGUACAAAUUCAAUGACAGCUAUGUUUCUAAAACAACACUGGAUGAGUUCAAGGGUUUAGAACCACCAGACACACCUUAUAUACUUUUUUACGAAAAAGUUACAAAGACUGAUGGACUUUACGAGGAUGAUAAGCCUGAAUUAGCUAAUUUGAGUAAACACAUACAGGAUUUAGUGGAGAGAGACACAGCUGCUUACAACGAGGAAAUGAGAAAGCAAGCGGAGAAGAAGAAGAAUCAGCGUGGACGUCACAUAUCUCUGCUUAGACGCAAUGACAAUUCUGAUGAUGAGAAUCCACCUCCAAGCAGUUGUCGUGGAGCAAUCGAUAUACCGACCAAUCAUUUCUUAUAUUAAUUCGCAAAAUUUAGUUGAUUCAAUGUUACUAACAAUAAUUUAUCUAUUUUCUUUCACUCAAUCGUCCAUUAAUUGCAAUUCGUUUGAUGGCAGUGUACGUGCGAGACAUUGGGUUGUAAACGCUUGAAUUGUUCAUUGUCUGAAGUUAUUUAUCAUUUAUUUUUCUACUGGGCAUUGGUAUACGAAUACUUCUUCGAGUUAUUCUCCGGCCAAAUUUUCUCGAGCUUCCAUGGUGUUUAGCUCGUGUUCUUCAUGUUCUUGGAGAACUUUUUCUGUUUGGAUAGCACUUGCAUGGGACGUGAAGGUCAUUGGGUUUCGAUUGAUCAGCUGGAAGGUGAAUGUCUGGGGAAUUAAGGAAUAUGGAUGAGGAAUGAUUGGUUUUAAUAUCGUCACAAUUUAUAGAUAUAGAAAAAUUUAUUAGUUCAUUAAAGCAAUUAAAUCAAUUCAUAAUAGGCAUAAUUUAUUUAUUAUAAUUUUUGGAUAAUAUCAUGAUUCUUCAUGAGAGACGAUUAAACUCAUUAUGUUCAUUGUUCAUGCUUGUCUGAAUGGAAAAUGCGAAAAAAAAAUGAAAAAAAUAUUGAAAAUAGAAAAAAUAUUAUGAUUUCUAAUCUUAACAAUACAAGGAAUAAAAGUGAACGUGUGCCCUGAAGAGUGAAGAAAAAUGGGAAAUGUUGUCAUAGGUGUACAUAGCUAUAUUCAAAAACGUCUAUAAAAAAGAAAAAAUUAGAGAAAGCAAAGGGAAAAAACUCAUUGAACGUGUUGGAAAAUCUGUGAUAAAUUUUUACUCGCAUUGCUAAUUAAUUGCGUUUCACUUCGAUACAGUAUUCAGACAACUGAAUGAAAUUUGCAAAAUACGGAACUUUGCAAUAAUAGUUGUAUUUUAUCGCCAACCAAGUUGAUGUGAAAUUGCCGUGUUCCAUUUGUUCUGUUUUAUAAUUUACUCAGUCAGACAUCGUGUAAAUGACAAAUUUCAAUAAAAAAAGGUACGAAUUAACGAA
Molecule: messenger RNA, 3890 nt
Organism: Diachasma alloeum
Lineage: Eukaryota; Metazoa; Arthropoda; Insecta; Hymenoptera; Braconidae
Gene: DUBAI
Product: ubiquitin carboxyl-terminal hydrolase 35
Exons: 3
Coding region: 250-2892 (880 amino acids)
Biological process (GO): protein deubiquitination
Cellular component (GO): cytosol; nucleus
Molecular function (GO): cysteine-type deubiquitinase activity; cysteine-type endopeptidase activity
Source: RefSeq, a predicted model, not a curated record